AGAAACUUAAUAGUAAAACAGUGGGUAUUACAUCUGUGUUGACCGUGAACUACUUUUCUGUGGUUCCCUCCAAAUUGAGCUAACAAGUGUUAGGUGCUUGUGAAGGUGUAGCUGAAAAGUUGUGAACUUUGAGCCAGAUUUGGAAUUAAAAGAGUAUUUUGGUUGGGGAUUUAUCUGUUUGCCUUCAAUUUCAUCCAUUUUCUGCAUAUAUUGCAUAAUUUGGUAAACUUUUCUGAUUCGGGUUCCUGAGGCACUUGAUGUUAAUUGGAGAUAAAGAUUAGGACUAAUUUUGGCAUGUUGCUUGGCAUUAAUUGGAGCAUAGCAUAUCUGGAAAGAUAGUGAAUGUCACCUAAUACUAAAAGUCAGAGUGGCUUUUCUUGCCGCUUAUAUGGAGUAGCAUUUCUCAACUAUUUACCUGUAUCAGUAUCAUGGUUCGAUAAUCUAACUGCCUACAUCUACAAGAUAAAGGAAAUAUCUGAGGAUAUAACUUUUUGUGUGUUUGUUUAUCUAAUAUUAUGGCCAUGUUUCAGAUGAGCUUUUUUGAGAUUCACAUCAUAUAAUGGGAAUGCUCUCCAGUCUCUCAGACAUUCCACUUGACCAUUCAGCUGCAUGAACUAAGGCAAAUAUACUGCAAGCUUUUGUUAGCACAGGUUCUCUAUGGGUGAACGUAGAAAACGCAAAUCAUUGUGGAGUGAGGAAGCAGAAACAAAACCUUUUACUGGAAAUCAUAGUGGGAUAGGUAAAGACAAACAUCCCAGUCAUAGUGGUGAACAAAAUCAUGAAUUUCCUGCAUCUGGAUCUCACGGAUUGCCGAAGUUCAGGUAUCAUUCUGGUCACCCAUCUAUGGAAUCAAUUCAUGAAGACCCAGUUGAUUGGAUAAAUGGCAGCUAUCCCAGAAGUAGCGAGAAUGCAUAUCAAGAAAAGGAAAUAGGUGUUGAAAAUAGUUAUUAUCAGGAUAUGUCUCCCGAGUUCAAAUAAAACCACUUACUUGAAGAUAACCAAAGCCAUUCUCGCAGGUACCAAGGAAGAGGUAGGAGUAGAAGCAGGAGCAGGAGCAGGAGUAGAGGCAGGUGUCGCAGUAGGAGCUUGAGUAGGGGCAGGGAAAGGGGAAGAACAAGGGGAGAGAACAGAAGCAGAAGCAGAAGCAGAAGUGACAGUGAUGCACAGGGUUGGACAAGAAGCCGUAGCCCUUUAGGAGAUUACAAACAUCAAGCUUCUGGAUGGAGUGACGGUAGAAGUCUACCUGAGAUGUCAAAUGAAGCUGAUUUUGCUCCAGGAAGGGGCAGGAGAGACGAUUUAAGCAAAUAUAUUCUACCAAAGAACACUAAUCACAGGGAUGGUGGCCUUGGGGGAAGGGACACAUCAGAGAGUCGUAGAAGUAGGGCAGAUCAUGGAAAUGAUUCUAAACAGGCUUACAGCAGAGGUGCCCGGAUUGAAUUAAGGAGUGAUGCUUCUGAUCCUUAUCAUGGAGAGAAUGAGCAAUUCCUAAACAACAGUCGCAAUGUACCGUGCAGAAACUUUGUUAAGGGUAGUUGUAGGUGGGGAGACAAUUGCAGAUUUUCUCACCAUGUUGCUUCUGAUGAAAUCUCUGUUGAAGGUGCUAAACGUUCCUCCUCAGAUAAGGACCCUGAGCACCAACCUUAUAGAAACAGGAACCCACUUUGUAAGUAUUUUGCAGCAGGCAAGUGUGAUCGGGAUAAUUGCAAAUUCUUUCAUGAGGAUCCCAAUUUCAACCGUUUAGAGGGUAGACUGGGCAAAGUCAACAAUGGCCAUAACUCACGUGACAAUGACCGUAGCUCACAUGAUAAGGUGAACAAGAGGGAUGGCCUGACAUGGGAAUCAUGUAAUGAGGCAGCUGGAAUCUCAAAUGAUAUCAAACCUUUUGGGGGGGAUAGUUCUACUGUUAUUGUUACUGAAAGCACUGUUGACAACAGUAAUGCAGGACAAAACAAUAGAAUGAGCCACAGUUUGGGAAACGAGAAAGUAAAUUGGGGGCUGCCACAACACACAAAUAAUUUAGUGCCUGUACAUCAUGCAGGAAAUGGCAGUUAUGGUGGAGAUGUAGGUACUACUGAAUCUGCUAUCGAGGAAAAUAUACUGGCCAAACAGGAUGUUCUUGUGUUUCAUGGUUCACAGUUGCAAAAUCCGGAUGGAAAUACGAACAAAUUGCAGGUAGAUCAAAGGUUUCCCUUGAAUGCCUGGCAGCAGAAUGUUUCUCCAGUUUCACAUAUUCAGCAUCAGAACCAUGGAGUAGUAGAAUUAGAAAACAGUGUGGUAAGUUCAUUCCACUCUGACGUUACUAAUGAGGUGAAAGACUCCAGAAAUGCCACUUUUGAAGCUUUUAUUUCUGCACAAAACUUGCAUCAAAAUGGCAAAAGUGUACUUCUUGGGAGUUCAUCUAUUUCCACGGAAGCUGGUAGCAAAGAUAUGCCAGCCUUGAAUGGGGCUGAGAUUCACCAUGUUGCUAAUUUGAAUUUGUCUCAGAUUCAGAAACUUCAAAAUGCUAUCCAAAUGGCUGGAAUGUCAGAGACAAACACCAUGUUGUCUUAUCCGAAUUCUGUAAUCAGUGAGCAGUCUGCUCAAUAUACAAACACUCUUCCUUCUACUUCUCUACAGCAAGUUCCUCCUGUCCCAAAUCAAAGAUUUGAGAAUCAACAUUCUACAAAAAAUCCAAUUGAAGAAGUCUCCAAUUCUUUAGGGAUGGUGCUUUCUACGUCUAAUGCCUCUGGCCACGUUCCACUUGACUGCACAGAAUGCAAAUCAAUCAAGUUACAGUUUCUCAUGAUCCAAUCAGUUCCGAGGAGAAUGGAAGAAAUAGUAAUGAGCAUGAAGAAGGCACUAAAAUGCCAGACAGAUAAUACAGUAAUAGAUCAUUCUGGAAGGUCACCAGAACAGCAAGAGAUGGCACAUAAAAAUGCAGAAUGUGAUGAAGUCAAAGGUGGCAUGGGCGAGCAAAGUAAGGGAGUUCAAGUCAGUAAGCAAUCUGAAACUUUAGACGGUCAUGGUAAAGCUGACGAGGGUAUUGGUAACAAGGAUGAUAAAGGGGCACGCCUGUUUAAAAAUUCUCUGAUAGAGUUUGUGAAGGAUAAACUGAAGCCUAAAUGGAAGGAAGGGCGAAUGAGCAGAGACGUUCACAAAAAUAUUGUAAAAAAAGUGGUGGACAAAAUUACAAGCUCUAUUCAAACCGAUCACAUUCCAAAGACGCAAGAGAAAGUUGAGCAGUAUCUCUCGUUUUCUGAACCCAAAAUCACGAAACUUGUACAGGCUUACGUGGACCGUGUCUAAAGACAGAUUCUUGAAUCACUUUUUUACCCUGAUCUGUUUUUAGACCUUAGAUUGGCGGCACUAUGAUGAAGUGUUCCAUUAUGCAGUUGUGCAUUGCAUUUAAGUUACUUUUAGUUUAGUUUGUUAAGAUUGUUAUUAUUUUCUUAGAACUUUUUUGGAUGUGUAUUGGAACUGCACAGCCCUUUCUGAGAAACAUUUUUGGAACUCUUUGUGUUGUUUAAGCAUAAUAGAACACCUUUUUUGCUCCUUUGGCUGCUUGAAAAGGCA
Salvia hispanica is the source of this 3552-nucleotide messenger RNA. The record is from RefSeq and is a predicted model, not a curated record. NCBI's taxonomy places the organism in Eukaryota, Viridiplantae, Streptophyta, Magnoliopsida, Lamiales, Lamiaceae.